This is a messenger RNA of Hordeum vulgare subsp. vulgare (domesticated barley), 879 nucleotides long. RefSeq names its product AP-2 complex subunit sigma. Gene Ontology annotation, cellular component: AP-2 adaptor complex; intracellular membrane-bounded organelle. The record is from RefSeq and is a predicted model, not a curated record. The transcript has 6 exons. NCBI's taxonomy places the organism in Eukaryota, Viridiplantae, Streptophyta, Magnoliopsida, Poales, Poaceae. Gene Ontology annotation, molecular function: clathrin-cargo adaptor activity. Gene Ontology annotation, biological process: protein transport; clathrin-dependent endocytosis. The coding region runs from base 170 to 598 and encodes 142 amino acids.
CGCAUACUAGUCUGGCUGGAGAGGAGGCACCACUUUUCAACGGUGAGCCCACACACAGCUCAUUCUGCAUACCAGCCCAACAAACCAAGCAGCACAAAUCCGAUUCAUUUCGCCCCCAAGCUCCAAUCCGGCGAAUUCUCAAGCGUGGUUGCCAUCAUCAUCACCCAGCAUGAUCCGUUUCAUACUAUUACAGAACCGGCAGGGGAAGACGCGGCUUGCCAAGUACUACGUCCCGCUCGAGGACUCGGAGAAGCACAAGGUUGAGUAUGAGGUGCAUCGGCUGGUCGUCAACAGGGAUCCCAAGUUCACUAACUUCGUUGAGUUCCGUACGCACAAAGUUAUCUACAGGAGAUAUGCAGGACUAUUUUUCUCAAUAUGUGUAGAUAUCACGGAUAAUGAGUUGGUAUAUUUGGAAUGUAUCCACUUAUUUGUGGAGAUAUUGGACCAUUUCUUCAGCAACGUGUGUGAACUUGAUUUAGUAUUUAACUUCCACAAGGUUUACUUGAUAUUGGAUGAGUUUAUUCUCGCCGGAGAGCUGCAAGAAACAAGCAAAAAGGCGAUUAUAGAGAGAAUGGGUGAACUUGAGAAGCUGGAUUAAGAAGAAAAUGUGUUGCCAGCGUGCGUGGGGAGAUAACUAAAGGCAAGAGCAAAACCCAUUACUUCUGCCAUGCCGAACAAUUUUCUCCGUUUGUACAAUUCUCUUGUAGUUGCUAUAUGAUUACCCUUGGUUCAUCAACUUCUGUAUGGCUGCUAUCUACAAAAAACUUUAUGAUGGUUGCUUUGUGGGGUUCGUUGCGGAUCAUUCUGUAACUAGGUGCCAUGGAAUUCCUUGCCAUCUUUGCCCAUUUCAUUAACAAUCAUGAUGGCAGUUUUUUUUCC